AUGGACGUGCCUGUGAUUGCCGUUAGAGAUGUCCAAAAUGUCCUUUCAGCUAUGCAGAAGAACCUGGAGUGCCCGAUAUGCUUGGAUGUGAUAAAAGAGCCAGUUUCCACAAAAUGUGAUCACACGUUCUGCAGGUUCUGUAUGUUUAAACUCCUCAGCAAAAAGAAAAAAGAUGCGAUACAGUGUCCUCUGUGCAAGACUGAAGUUACUAAAAGAAGUCUUCAGGAAAAUUCCAGAUUUAAGCAACUAAUUGAAGGAUUGUUGGAAACUAUCCAUGCUUUUGAGCUUGACACAGGAGUCAAGUUUCUAAACAGUCAUCACUUUUCUAACACAUCCAUAGAAGCCAAUGCUGCUGAAGCCCUGUGUAAAGAAAGUUCUAUCAUCCAAAGUAGGGGUUUCAGAAACAGGAAAAAAAGAGCUAAAGAAAAUGGACAAGAAAACUGUACCUUGGAAGCUAAUGUGGAUCCACAAUUUACGGAUACCAAGGUCAAAAGACAUCCCUUGAGAAAUAGAAACCAGAAAUGUAACUCUGAUACAGGGAUAUAUAUAGAGUUUGGUUCUGAUUCAUCUGAAGAGCUUUUCAAACAGGCCAGCCAUACUGGCAGGUUAGGAGACAAAGAAGUCCUUCAACUUUCAUCUCAAGAAAAGCUAGAAGAACUUAAGAGUUCUGAGAAGGGGAAUGAAUAUUCUUGCAAAAUAAAGCCCGUCAAGCUGCAUGCCAAAGAAGUAGUUCUACCAAAUGUCAUAGGUGAAAGUGUUUCCAUAAAGGAAGGUUUUAGCAAGAAAAGCACUCGGAACAUCACUGAACAUGCCAAACCUGGCCAAGUGAAUCUGACUGAAUGCCAGAGUUCUCCUUUAAAUGUUCUUGCUGCAGAUUUACUUGCAGAGCAGUGUGACAGAGUGGGUAAUGCCAGCCCCUUGGGGAAAGGGGACAUAUCUAUCUUUAAAAGCACAGAAAUGGAUGCAAAACAAACUCAGUACAACAGUAAAAGCAAAGAGUCUGACUUGGAAGAUAGCUCAAAGAGCAAGUUGGAUAAAAGCAAGGAAAUGGAUAUUGUGCAAUAUGUGGAGGAUGUGGAAAUGUGUGAACCUGAAAAUGAUUCUCUUCCUGAAGAACCACCUCCUCUAGAGAAGCCAGAGACACUUCACAGUGAUACCCUGAAUCAGGUUUCUAGGAAGAGACUGAAGCGAAGCAUUCAGAAAGUCAAUGAAUGGUUCUCAAAAAGCAAUGAGAUUCUCUCUUCCAAUUCUUCUCAGGAUGAUCCUGCUGAAGCAACUGAUACUUCAGCUGAAGGAGAUGCACGUUUAUCUGAUAAAAAUUCCUGUGUUUCAGAGAAGACUAACCUUAUGGUAAAUUGCAUGGAAAUUACGGUCAUUGAGAAAAAGAAGACAUUAUCAAAAACAACAGCAGAUAGCAUCAAAGACAAGAUAUUUGGAAAAACAUACAAGAGAGAGAGGAAGUCAACCCACCCUGUUAUCUUGAGAGAGACUUUACCUACUGCAAAAAAUGAAGCUGUGGCUGCUGAUGAAAAACGCUUGAAUAAUUCUAGAAUAGACAAACUAAAACGAAAAAGGAAGACUGCCUGUGUUCAGCAACCUGAGGACUUCAUCAAGAAAGAUAUGGAGGAGGCAGAUGAGUGCCCUCAAAGUGUUAACUGGUGCCUUGGAGAGGCUGAAAAGGAAGAACACGAUGAAUUUUCUGCUGUUAAUGAGACUUCUGUGACUGAGAAAAAGGAUAAUACGCUAGCAGAAGUUGGAAAGGGAGAAUCCAUAUGGAAAAACGCUACUGAAGAAGUGACUGGUGAAUCCAAUGGAGUGCUAGAACCAAAUAACUGUGAUCAAGAGAGUAAUAAUAAACCAAGUUGUUUAGCAAAAAAAUGCAAACAUUCAAGUAGAACUAUGCAUGCUCUAAAGUUAGUUGUUGGUAGAAAUUCAGGCUCCCCUGAUCCAGCUGAGCUGAUUGAUAGCUAUCCAAGCAGUAAAGAGCCAAGAAAAGUUGAUUCUGAGCACGGACAAAUCAGGCGCAGCAGGAGGUUUCAGUUACUUGCUGAAGAAAUGACAAAAGAAACAGGAAAAAGGAUACUAACUGAGGAAGCAGGAAAGUGUGAUGGUAGAAGUGGAGGACCUUUCUCUGGUGUGCAAAGGAAUGUGUUGGUUCAUUCUUCUGACUGCAAAGACAUGAGUGAGCAGCAGGAUAUACUGAGUUACAGCCCAGCCACUAAUCUGAAGAGUGCUGAACUGGAUGCUGAUGAAAUACAGAUUAGCUUAAAGAAUUCAUCUGAUACGACAGACACUGGAAAAAGUCUCUUCAAUCCUACAUGUUCAAGUCAGCAUUCAAAUUUUGGUUCUGUUGUACCUGAUACAGACUCUCAAGAAGGUGAAAUGCUAGGUAACCCUUUCCUUCUUCAGCCUCCUUCAGUGAAUGUUGAGCAAACUGCUUCCCAGGUGACCAAAGAGAAGACAACUGCAGCAUAUACUGCUUUUCCCCAGGACAACAGACAGUAUACCGAUAAUGUUCCAGAGGACUUUAGAAAUGAAAAAUCACCAAUGGCUAAAAAUCUUUUGGAACUGACCAAGGAAGCUGAAGAUAGUGAAUUAGACACACAGUAUCUGCGAAAUAUAUUUAAGCAUUCAAAACGACUGUCAUUUACCCUUUACCCAAGUCCCAUGAAGGCAUGUGUAGGAGAUGCUGCUUCUGAAACUUUAAAGAUAUCAUGUGCUGAUCAGGUAGAAAAUAAGUAUAGCAAAUAUUUAAAAGCUGAAAACUUGCAAGUAGAGAAAACAACUUCUCAAAACUUGAAUAGGAUUUGUGAGAAAGAAAAACUUAAGCCCUAUAAAUCUGUUUGUGUUAGUCCUGUGUCUUCCUUUUUCAGUAACACUGAACAUAUGUACACUGGGGAACAUCGAGAAAACACUUCACAGGUUGCAGAUCAAGAGAAUCUAAUGUCACCAAUAAGAAUAGGUGCUACUAGAGUUGAGAAUAAAAAAAAACAGCAAAAAAGAGAGCAGGCAAAUAAUAAGACAUUGUCAGCUGACACAGUGAUAGAAAGUGAGCCAAGUCAGAAUCCAUUUGAAAGUAGUAGGACCCAAAGUGAUCAGAGUAAUAUAGAAGAGCAUAUUUUCCAAAGAAUAAACACAGUUAAUGAAAUAGGCAUCAGUUUAGAAAGUAAUCAAGCAGAAAAGGCUGAAGUUGAUGAAGGCAAAGGAGAAAUACUGCAUUUUCAGCCCCCAUCAAUAGUUUGUCUUACAGUUUGUCAACAAAGUCCUGCUGGAUUUGACUGCAAAGGCAGAGAAAAGAAAGAUAGCAAGAGAGAAGGAAAACAAGCAAAGAGUAAUGAAGAACAAGCAACCCAAACUGCCAACACGGGGAUGCCCAAGUGUUUAAUUUCAGAGGUUCUAGAACAGCCUCUUAAAGGUAGUUCUCCUUCUUCAGGCCUGUCUGAAACCCCCAGUGGCUUACUACGCUCUGAUGAUGAUAUUGAAGAGAACACCAGCUUUUGUGAAACUGAUGGGAAAGACAGAUCUGCUGUGUUCAUUAAAAGAAGUGGCAGUGCCCUGGUAAAAGAACUGGGUGGUAGAAGUGUUAAUUCUACACCUAUAUCUCAAGGUGUUCAGAGAUCUCGAAGAAGAGUGCGGAAGCUGCAAUCUUCAGAGGAAGAAUCUAGUGAGGAUGAAAAUUUACCAUGUUUUCAGACAUUAAUAUUUGGCAAAUCAGCAAGCACGCCUUUGCAAUUCAAUAAACAGGUGACAUCGUUGGUAGGGUCUUCAAUAAAUCCCAGCACAUUGCCUCGCAGUGGAAGUCGUAAUGACUGUAGUAUGCAAAAAACACCUGAAAAUACCCUAAGUACUGGGUGUGUUUCUCCAAGCCAGGAGUCAGAAUGUUCUGUUAACUUAUUUUCUUCACAGUCCAAUAUGUCAGAAGAGUCAGCUGAUGGAGCACAAGAAUUGAAAAAACCUUUAACACUAGUUCUUGCAUCCAAACAAAAGAGCAAUCAAAAUGACAGUAAAGAAGCUUUUCAAAGUUGUAAUGGAGGGCUGAAGAAAAGAAAAACUAUCUUGAAAGAUGAAUACCAAGAAGACCCAAACAUGGGAGCAAACCUAGGUGAAGCACCUGGCUAUGACAGUGAAACAAGUCAUGCAGAGGAUUCAUCUGGACCAUUCUCUCAGGCUGAAAUCCUUUCUACACAACAGAAGAAUGCUAUGCACAACAACCUAAAAAAACUUCAGCAAGAAAUGGCUGUACUUGAAGCAGUGCUAAAGCAGCAUGAAAGUCAAGACUCUGAAUUUUUAUCCAUAUGUAAGGAACUGCCACAUUCUAGUAGUGAAGGAGUACUCAGAAUAGAACAGUUGAAACAACUAAGAGAAAAUGCAGCUGAUGGGAAAUCUGGGACCAAGCGAAACAGUGCAUCUGUCUUAUCAAAUCUCUGCGGAAAUAUGAGCAGGAGUCCAGACAGCUCUUCCUCCUCUAUAAAGCUUUUCCACCCUCAAACUGCAGAAACAAAAAAUAGUUCUGCUGUAGCUCAAAAUGCUAAUAGAAGCUGUAAUCAAAGAUGUAAAUGGGAGAGAAGUGUGUGUUUUCCUACAUCUGUUCUGCACGAUACAUCUGUGAAAGAAAGUGCUACUAGUCCCGCUGUGACUAACAGGAGAGAAAUGUCAAUUGUGGCAUCAGGUCUGAAUCAAAGUGAACAUUUGGUGGUCCAGAAGUUUGCCAGAAAAACUCAGAGCACUUUAUCUAAUCAAGUUACCGAAGGAACAACCCAUAUCAUAAUGAAAACAGAUACGGAGCUGGUGUGUGAACGAACAUUGAAGUAUUUUCUGGGUAUUGCAGGAAGAAAAUGGGUAGUUAGUUAUCAGUGGGUAAUUCAGUCUUUUAAAGAAGGAAGGAUACUUGAUGAGGAUAACUUUGAAGUUAGAGGAGAUGUGAUCAAUGGGAGAAACCACCAAGGUCCAAAGAGGGCUAGACAAUCUCUGACAGAAAAGAUCUUUAAAGACUUUGAGAUCUGCUGCUAUGGGCCUUUCACUGAUAUGACUACAGAACAUCUGGAAUGGAUGGUGGAGCUUUGUGGUGCCUCUGUAGUGAAGCAACUUCAUCUGUUCACACACAAAACAAAUUCUACUGCUGUCGUGGUUGUGCAGCCAGAUGCUUGGAUGGAAAACACAGACUACAGAGCAAUCCAGCAAAAGAACAAUGUUGCUGUGGUGUCUCGAGAGUGGGUAUUAGACAGUGUUGCUUGCUAUGAGUGCCAGGAUUUUGAUGCUUACCUUGUGUCCUAAGGGUGAUCUGCAGUUAUUUUGCCAUUGUGCUGAAAUUCUCAUCAGUGCUGUUACUUUGGUACUGGUUUAAGGAUAAGUAAUUUAUGCAGAGAGCACCUUUGACUCAUGUUCUUAUUUUGGAGUAAAACAACUACACUUUUACUAGCAAUAAAAUUACUUAAGUAGCAUUACUAUGCACAGAUGGAAUUAUCUACUACUUAAAAGAAUAACAUUUCUAAUUUCAAAGUAGUCCAUAGACCCAUGUGAUACAAAUCAAAAAAAAAUCAGAAUCUAACAAGAAAAUUUAGAACAAGGCCUCCUCAAAGAAAUGGUAAUGCAUUAUUUACCAUCCCAGCUAGCUACUUGAGGACAUUUUGGAGACAGUCACUUACAUGAGUUAUAUGGGGCUCAGGACUUGAAUCAAAAUGUAACUUGCACGACUCAGUAACAUCCGUAUUUUUGCUUGCAUAAAUACAUACCCUGAAUUAGGAUGAGCAUAUACCAACACAAUGAAAUAUAAUUUUGUGAUCACUAAUGAAUCAGCCUGGUUUUAGGCCAGGGAUUACAGUUGUUUUGGAAGCUAUACAAAGAGCUCUCCUGUUGAAACUGUUGUAUACAAAAAUGCGUACAUGUUCAAAUGAGAAAAAUCAUCUACAAGUUCCCUAAAAAGCCAACACUUGAUUCUCAGCAUAAACUAAUCCUCAAAACCACAGGUGUAAACCAAUACUGUCAGUCUUAAUUCUGAAAAGUGUAUGUAGAACCUAUGAAAAAGGAAUACUAAACAGAUGCAAUUUAGUAUCUCAGUGACAUAUAAUAAGCCCUGCCUACAAAAUGAGACCACAAAGAAAAUAUAUUACUUUUUAAUGAAUAAAAUGUAUUGCUUCUUUCUGUUGCCAAGCAAUUCGGCUUCAUAAAUAAUUUUGUACUUUCAGAACAGAAAAAGAAACUAUUUUCAUAAAGUUGCUUUAAAAAUUUUUUUAGCCAAAUUCAGAGAAUUGUUUGGGAGUCUAAUGAUGCUAGGUUGUCUUAGAAAGUUAUAUAAAGUAUGUUUGUAAAUACUGCAACACUCAAAGUAAAUAAAAUGAG
This is a messenger RNA of Rhea pennata, 6339 nucleotides long. RefSeq names its product BRCA1 DNA repair associated (gene BRCA1). Gene Ontology annotation, molecular function: ubiquitin-protein transferase activity; zinc ion binding; DNA binding. Gene Ontology annotation, cellular component: nucleus; plasma membrane; BRCA1-A complex. Bases 1 to 5274 code for a protein of 1757 amino acids. Lineage: Eukaryota; Metazoa; Chordata; Aves; Rheiformes; Rheidae. The record is from RefSeq and is a predicted model, not a curated record. Gene Ontology annotation, biological process: dosage compensation by inactivation of X chromosome; negative regulation of fatty acid biosynthetic process; double-strand break repair via homologous recombination. The transcript has 20 exons.